Eublepharis macularius is the source of this 3330-nucleotide messenger RNA. It is a transcript of the gene SLC25A51, whose product is annotated as solute carrier family 25 member 51. Bases 408 to 1289 code for a protein of 293 amino acids. NCBI's taxonomy places the organism in Eukaryota, Metazoa, Chordata, Lepidosauria, Squamata, Eublepharidae. The transcript has 2 exons. The record is from RefSeq and is a predicted model, not a curated record.
UCCUGUUCUCAGUAACAAGUUAACAAUACUCGCCAAUACGAUGUGUGUUCCAGUGCAAACAUAAGUGUUUCAGAGGUGCCACCACCAGAUGGCAGAGGCACCCCACUGAAUUCAUGUUUACAGCAUUAUCUACGUGAGUUUUUUAAAAAGCCACAUAGAUGCCUUUUAGUGCUAGUCAGAAAUUACAUCUACUCAGUUCAAAAGUUUAUCAUCCCCUAUGUAAAUGUAAAGAAGACAGUACUUGGACAGUAAAGUUAUUUAUGAUGCAUUUCUCAAGUUUGAUCUAGACAUAGAGCCACAAUAAGGAAGUAAGUCCUGCAUUGUCAGAGUGCUGAGGUGAGAGAACAGACUGUACCGUAUCAGAUUGCAGGAGAGGAGAACACUCCUAUGAAGACAGAGCAUUCAGCAUGAUGAAUUCAAAAGACCUUGUCCUUCAAAAGUCAAAGACGGACCAAAUUGGCCAUCACGUUGUAAAUGUGAGCUCAGGCAAGCAUUACUUCUCUGGUUACUGUGCAGCCAUCACAAAUGUCGCCGUCACUUUCCCCCUCCAGAAAGUCCUCUUUCGUCAGCAGCUGUAUGGCGUGCGAACCAGAGACGCAGUACGUCAGCUGCAGAAAGAUGGCCUCAGAAACCUGUACCGAGGUAUUCUUCCUCCACUGAUGCAGAAGAGUACAACCCUGGCGUUAAUGUUUGGUCUGUAUGAAGACUUCUCCUCCGUUCUCCUCAGUCACGUGAGCACACCUGAGCUUUUGACCCGAAGUGUGGCAGCUGUGCUUGCUGGGACUACAGAAGCUGUUCUCACUCCCUUUGAGCGUGUCCAAGUGCUCCUUCAGGACUACAAAUAUCAUGAUAAAUUUACAAACACUUUCCAAGCCUUCAGGGUUCUUCGAGAACAUGGGAUCAGGGAGUAUUAUCGGGGGUUCGUACCCAUCCUGCUUCGAAAUGGUCCCAGCAACGCACUUUUCUUUGGCCUUAGAGGACCUAUCAAGCAGUGUUUGCCUGAAGCAACAACUUACAGAACUCAUUUGAUCAAUGAUUUUAUCUGUGGAGGGCUCUUGGGUGCUAUGCUGGGAUUCCUCUUUUUUCCACUGAACGUUGUGAAAGCCCGCAUGCAGUCGCAGAUUGGUGGGGAAUUCCAGUCUUUCUCCAAGGUCUUCAUGAAGAUUUGGCUAGAGCGUGAUAGGAAAGUGACACAGCUCUUCCGAGGAGCCCACCUCAAUUAUCACCGGUCCCUGAUCUCCUGGGGUAUCAUCAACGCAACCUAUGAGUUCUUGCUCAAGUUACUAUGAAAAGUGGAACCUUUUGUGCAUGCUCCUUUUUUCUCACUUGGACAUCAGCCAACAUUGAGCAGUCCGUUUCCAGGGCGCAAAUGAGUCAUACACAAACUUGCACUAAGUACAGUGAGCUCUGGAAUAUCUGGGAAUAUUAUUUGCAAAAUAAUAGUAGGUAAGAAUGUCAGUUGUUUGGUUCGGUGCCUACUUAGUUCAAAAUAUAAUUGCAUUCAGUCUUAUUAAUGGCCUUUAAGACUGUGGGUGCGAGUGGCAGCAGUAUGGCUGGAAUGGUGGGUUUCCUUACGUGCGAGAAUGAUAAAAGGCGGAUUAACCCACAGCUUAAUCAGCUGAUCUUUGUGUUGGCCUAUACACAGCUCGCUCCAGAUCACCUUCAGCUUCCUGUAACACUCCUGGUGAUCCAAAGAAUGCACUUUGAAGAAACGUUAACGGGACGGAAGAUGCCGUUUAAUUUCUGUUUGGCCUGCUUUGUAACAUACUGGCGGCAUGCUGUGAUAAGUGGACUUUGAGCUCCCGUGAUGCUUUUUUUCCUCUUUGAAAAGAGACUGCCAAAACUGAAAGAGAAAUCUAAACCUUAAAGAGUUCUACAGACUUGUCAAAUCACUUUUGCCAGAAAGUUGAGACAAAGGGCAUCUUGUCAAGAUUGAAUAUUUAAUUUCAGAAACUGAGUUCAAUGUAACUCCAGUGGCAGAUGUAACUAUUCAUAAACUGGGUGGCGAACGCUGACUGCUGAAGAAAAAUUGAGAAAAGCUUUAUUACCUGAAAAGCUUUACCAGUCUCCUUCGUGCUAUACAGUCACCUAACUUGUCAGUGUAGAUAUUUGCUUGUCCAGUAUACUACCAAUUGGUUGGUUGCAAGUGGGUAGGCCUCCCAGAGGGUGGUUUUCUUGUAACCAGCUUUAGAAAAUGGGGUGUAAAUUCCAAAUGACAGCAUUGAAUCAGAAUUGUUUUAAAAUCCUAUUGAUUAUAAUAGGAUUUGAAAAGCAUUUAACUCUUGCUGGAUUGUACCCUGUGUUGAUAUUUUUCUAAAAUUCUGGCUGGGCUAAUCAGUUUUCAUGUCUGGACAACUUUUGAAUGCUCUGUUUGAACAGGAUUUUGGCUGACAUCAGCAGAGGCACAUAUUGAGGUGUUAACAGCUGCCCUUUUCUGGGUAUUUUGAUGGGGUAGAAAAGGGAUCAUUUGAGCUGCUUCCCACGCUGCACAAAUACGGACAGAGCUGCUCCCUCAAGCCCUUAAUGUGCAUCCUGAGGAAGGAGGCCUGCCCACAGAAUCUGCCCUCCCUGUCUUUGCAGGAAGCAGAUUGUAUAGCUGGGAGCCCGGCCUUGUGUCUCACCUCCGCUGUGGGCAACGUGUGAAGUGGCCUGCAGCGUGAGUGGAAGAACCACAUACACACACAUGGAAAAAGAAAAAGUACAAGUCAAGAGUAGCUCUCCCAAGCAUUAUAGUUGGAGCUGAUUUUUUUUAAUGUUCAUUUAAUCAUGCUGACAAAUGUACCUGUGUAAAUUCCAGAAUUCGGGGAGGAGGGAGGGGGAUUAAAUACAGAGAGGAGAGAUGCAAUGAGGUCUCAAGAUAAAUAGUGAGACAAAAAAACAGCUCCCAAAAUAAUGCUUACCUUAUUAUGUGACUGAGGAUUUUUGUAUAAUUUUUUAAUGUCAAUAGGGUUUAAUAUUUUCCUAUUUGUACAGGAAAAUAUUUUCCUAUGUGUACAGGAAAGCUUUCCCAAGUGAACUGGUUUGUCCUCUUAAGUGUUAAAGAGUUUGUUUGUUUUUUUAAAUGUAACUAACUUUUCAGCAUCUGGACAGUACAGUUUUCACCUCGCCUAUCAUCCACAUGACAAAUUGCCCUCAAGCAGACAAUUAAUCCUGACUGAACCUUUAGCAUUUCUUGAUCCUUGUACUGUACCCACGUGUGCCGCUUAGCUUCACAGUCAGAUUGCCAAGCAAAAAAAGGAAGAAUGUUUGAUAUAUUGAAUGUUGUGAUUACAUGCAUUUAAAAAUGUCCAAUUGAAAGUUUGUUACUGGUAAAAUCAUAUUUUACCAGGG